AUGGUUUACCACACUACUUUGUUGAUAUCUGAAAUGGAUCUAAUAAAGUAUAUAUUGGAGAAGCUUGUUCUCACUAGAAGAAUUGCUCGGUGGCAAAUGCUACUAAUAGGGUAUGAUAUUCAGUAUGUUACUCAGAAAGCUAUCAAGGGGAAUGUGUUAUCUAACUACCUUACUCAUCAACCUGUGAAGGGUUAUCAACCAAUGAUGUUUAACUUUUCGGAUGAGGACAUCUUGUUUAUUAGAGAUUGUGAAAUUCCAGGCCUUGAUGAAGGACCCGAACCAGGAUCACGAUGGACGCUUGUGUUUGACGAUGCUUCAAAUGCUCAAGGUCAUGGAAUUAUGGCAAUUCUUACUUAUCCAACUGGCUUUCACCUUCCUUUCACUGCUAGAUUAUACUUUGAUUGCACCAACAAUGUGGAAAAAUAUGAGUCAUGUAUCUACGGAAUCAAAGAAGCCAUUGAUAUGAGAAUUAAAAUCCUCGAGGUAUAUGAAGACUCCGAUCUAGUGAUCAGUCAGGUCAAAGGAGAUUGUGAAACUCAGGAUAGCUAG
Messenger RNA from Lathyrus oleraceus (garden pea), 549 nucleotides. RefSeq lists its product as uncharacterized. Gene Ontology annotation, molecular function: nucleic acid binding. Bases 1 to 549 code for a protein of 182 amino acids. The record is from RefSeq and is a predicted model, not a curated record. Lineage: Eukaryota; Viridiplantae; Streptophyta; Magnoliopsida; Fabales; Fabaceae. The transcript has a single exon.